Molecule: messenger RNA, 1437 nt
Organism: Plasmodium gallinaceum
Lineage: Eukaryota; Apicomplexa; Aconoidasida; Haemosporida; Plasmodiidae
Product: phosphatase, putative
Exons: 1
Coding region: 1-1437 (478 amino acids)
Biological process (GO): DNA repair
Molecular function (GO): polynucleotide 3'-phosphatase activity; ATP-dependent polydeoxyribonucleotide 5'-hydroxyl-kinase activity; double-stranded DNA binding
Source: RefSeq, a predicted model, not a curated record
AUGGCCUUAAAAUUUGAUUCUUUUACUAAUUUAAGAAUUAAAAAAUCUGUUUGCAUAAAAUAUUUAAAAUUCUUAUUUUACUUAAAAAGAUAUAACUUUGAAAAUAAAUGGAAUAGAUAUUAUUGUUGUUUAUUUCAAACAAUAGAUGAAAAAACAACAUUAAAAAAAUUAGUUCUUCAUAAAUUUUCUAAUAAUUUUGAAAAAAUUAAAAAGAAAGAAAUUUUGUUUAAAAAAUAUUUAUCAUACUUAAUAUCAAAACCUAUAAAAAUUGCGUCUUUUGACUUUGAUGGAACUUUAAUUAAUUCUCAUUUUAAUAAACAUAAAAAUAAUUUAUUAUACGACAAAAACGUUUUAAACACUCUAUAUAAUUUAAAAAAUGAGUAUAAAAUAAUUAUUUUUUCUAAUCAAACGAAUGUAUCAUCAUGUGUUCAUGAUUAUGAUCACUUACGAUUUCAGAAGUUACCUAAUUUCUUUUUAAAAAUUCGCAAUUUUAAAAACUCUUUAAAGUAUUUUUAUACUCUGUUUUGUGAUACCAAAAGAAGUAAUUUUUCAUAUUUAAAUAAUUCUCAUAAAACAAAAAACAAACUUUAUUUAUUCAUUUUGAAUUUACAAAAUAAAUUUGGGAAAUGUAAAUCCAGUUAUUUAUAUAGAAAAUAUCAUUCCUAUUUACUCAAUCAAAUAACGUUAACUCCCCAAAUGUGUAAUUAUUUAACAAAAAAAAAAAAAAAUUUUAAAACAGUUUUAAAUAAAAGGUAUUAUUUAAAAGAAAGUUUAAGGAAUAAUAAAAGAAAUAAAUUAAAUUUUUUAUAUUACUUUUUUUCAAUAGGAAAAUACGGAAUUGAAGAUCUUGAUAUUUAUACGAAACCUAAUGUAGGACAAUUUGCUUUAUAUAUUUGUUUAGAAGCAAUAAAAUAUUUAAUAAUUUUAAAUUUUUAUUUUAAAAAUUCUUUUGAAUUGAUAAAAAAGGAAAUUUCUAAUAUAGAGAAUAAAGAAUUGAGAAGUUUCAUACUUCUUAGUAUUGAUAUUUUUAAUAUUGAUGAAAUACGUGAAUUAACGAAAAAUAUAAAAAGAAAAAAUUUUUACAUUGAUAAAAUAAGCUUAAAAAUAUUAGAUAUAUAUGUAAAUUUUUUAUUAAAAAAAACAAAACCAUAUAUUUUUGUAAAACAAAAAUAUCCAAAUUCAAUUUUAAUUGAUUUUUUUUUAAAUGAUCAAAUAACUACGAAUAUACAAAAUAAAAAAGAAAUAUGGAAUUUAUUAAAUGACAAUGAAAAUUUAAAAUAUUUAAUUUUUUGCUUGAUAUAUAAAAAUAAAAUAAUGAAAAAUUUAAUGAAACAAUUUUCCAAUUUAUUGUUUAAUUUCAAAAGUAGUUUUUAUGUAGGGAAUAACAUUGGUCGUCCUUUUGAUAAAUCUGAUAUAGAUUUAAAGGUAAUUUAUUAA